GGAGAGGGCGGACGUGUCGGCGCCGCGCGGAAGUUGGUCGCGUGUGUUGUGUUGUGACGAUGGUGCGGUGUAGGCGCGGGCUGCGGCCGGCGUGUGUGAUGGUCCUAUGGCUGCUUACCUGCGUUAACGAAUUCGAUGCCCUUAAAAUAGUGAAGCUAAUAGUGCCAGACGUGAUACAAUAUGGUGCGCAGGACACAGCGCUUUUGGACUGUGAUUACACGUACGGGAACGAUACCCAGGGGAUGGUGCUAAAGUGGUUCUUUCAGAGUAGGAUGCGGCCAGUGUACCAGUGGAUCGCCGGUCACAUGCCACAAGCUAUCAACGUGCUGCGCGGACGAGUGGACCUGACGUACCGCGCUUCCGAAGACCCAUUCAAGAUGUACCGCGCGAUAAAGAUCGUGAAGAUGAGCACCGAACUCUCCGGGGAGUACACUUGUGUGAUCUCGACCUUCAUGGCCGAGGACGAUGCUACCAAGAGGAUGGUCGUGUUCGCGCCGGAGACGAGUUUCCGUCUGAUCCAGAACAAGAGUGACGACGACACCGUCAACGUGAUCUGCGCGGCCGACGGCGCCUUCCCCGCGCCCAUCCUCACACUUUCCACGCCCGAAAGGCGUUUGGACGACGUUUCACAUAGCGCAGAACUAGUCGGUGAUCGUUACUCCGCCGUCGCCAAGGUCACACUCAGGGAUGAGAUCUUGCCAUCACCUGCAGAGUUCGUCUGCACCCUGCGGAUCCCCUCAGCCAAUUACGUCGUGAGGAAAGAGGCGAUCUACUACCCGGGUCCAAUAAGCACCACGCCCGAGAUUGUGACAGCAGUGGACAUGCAGCUGGCAGCUGCAGUGGGGUCCUCAGGCACAUCAUUGUGUCUUCUGACGUGGGCACUUCAGUUGAUGUUGGCUCAAAUAUUGUUAGUCUAGAGUACUAAUGUACAGAAUAAUUUAUUAUUUACACUGGAUGUA
Molecule: messenger RNA, 959 nt
Organism: Aricia agestis (brown argus)
Lineage: Eukaryota; Metazoa; Arthropoda; Insecta; Lepidoptera; Lycaenidae
Exons: 7
Coding region: 60-917 (285 amino acids)
Source: RefSeq, a predicted model, not a curated record